UUGGUUUUAAACGUGUUUUUAGUAUGUCAUCAAGAUAGUAGCAGCAAUCGACCGAGAGAACAAAACACUGUUUCGGAAUCUUCUCGUCGUUUUCGUACAGAAUUUUUAGAAGAUUGGCCCCAAACUCCUGGGGCACCUUAUUUCGAUCCCAGCACUCCAGAAAAUGUAACGGGUCUAGUUGGACACUCUGUCACUUUAUUGUGUAAAGUGAAAAAUUUGCAAAAUCGCACUGUAUCAUGGGUGCGUCAUCGAGAUAUUCAUCUGCUCACGGUUGGUCGGUACACAUACACUUCAGACCAACGAUUUGAAGCACAACACAAACCUCGAUCAGAGGAGUGGGCAUUAAGAAUCCGUAGUCCUCAGCGGAGAGAUUCUGGACAAUAUGAAUGCCAGAUUUCCACUACGCCACCUAUUGGUCAUGCGGUAUAUCUCAGUAUUGUAGAACCCGAAACCGAAAUAAUGGGUGGCCCGGAUCUGUUCAUCUACGCCGGCUCUACAAUUAAUCUGACGUGUAUAGUAAGACAUACUCCUGAACCACCAAGUACUAUUAACUGGACACACAGAGGAAAAACUAUUAACUUCGAUUCAACCCGGGGUGGAAUAUCGCUAGUCACCGAAAAAGGAAUCCACAGUAGCAGCCGAUUGUUGGUUCAAGCUGCUCGAACAUCAGACGCCGGAGCUUAUCAGUGUGUACCUGAUAAUGCUCAAUCAGCUACAGCUAGAGUACAUGUGCUCACAGGUGAGACUCCCGCUGCAAUGCAGGGUAAUGCCAAAGAACUUUCACUUUCCUUCGUUCUUUACGUUACAAGUGUCACAUUGUAUUUAAUAUUUGUAACAUAA
Molecule: messenger RNA, 840 nt
Organism: Danaus chrysippus (African queen)
Lineage: Eukaryota; Metazoa; Arthropoda; Insecta; Lepidoptera; Nymphalidae
Source: the annotation of a GenBank genome assembly